This is a messenger RNA of Closterium sp. NIES-67, 1845 nucleotides long. The record is from the annotation of a GenBank genome assembly. NCBI's taxonomy places the organism in Eukaryota, Viridiplantae, Streptophyta, Zygnematophyceae, Desmidiales, Closteriaceae.
CUUAGGCCCCCAUCUGCUAUUUCCUCCCUGGGUCUCGGGCUCAGCCAGCUACUUUAUCACACAAGCCCCAGCUUCAAUCAUAGAAAAUUAUUCCCCUCACGAUACUGCAGCAGCGAUGGGUUCCGUCGGAACUUCCACUUGUUGCAGACGAACUCAUCAUACUCGCUCGGCGUCGGCUUCUUUUCGCGCACUCGCUGUCACAACGGCCCAGCAAUUCGCACUACUGUCGCUGCCUUCCUCUCCCGCGGAUUCAGCUGACUCGUCCCCCGCACGCGGCAAUGCGACAGCCAGACGCGCGGGUAGCGCCUCGCAUUCACCGCCUCCUCCCUCCACUUGCUUUCAAGUAAAGGCAGGGACGACGGGUGAUUGCCGCGUGGCGCAAUCAGGAGGGAGCCCAUCCGUUACUGACCAUGUCACCUCCCGCCAAAGCACCAAUGACGCAGGACCAGAGACACCUUCAACUGCGCGGGACGAAUCCACAAGCCCCGUCUGGGGGCUAUCGCUGCAGCUGCUGCAGCAUCUCGCCGCUCUCACCGCCACAAACGACAACCCGCGCGACACCAGCAGCGCCUCUUUCUUCCCGUACGCGUCGUCGCGCGACGGCCCUCAGGGUCGCAGAAGUCGCCUGACGCUGGACUCGUCCCAGCGGCGACUCGACUCGUGGAAUCGCGCGACCCGAACCGCGUCUGGGAAGAGAUUUGAGGACAUCCGCACGCAGCGGCGGCUGAAUCGCAGCAGAAGCGAGCCUUCGCCAGUAAGAUCGGCUGGCGCAGAAGAUUCCUUCGAUAGCCUGAGGCCAGCGCGACCGCUGGAUGCCGUCGUUUCAGAGGCGUGGAAGCAAAUGCUCCGCCACUCGCUCCGCCGCUCUCGAAGUGCGCACGCGCUGGGGGAGAAAGACACGAACGCGCUCUGGAGCGACGCGAUGACUGCGCUCAUGUGGCGGCACGGGGGAGCGGUCAUCUACCGACGGCCUGACGGCCAAGCGGCGUCCGAGUCAGCAGCAGAGUUGGCGAACAGCCACGACCGUCAAGUGAGUGACACCAGGCAGCAAAUUUUACCGACUGCGAGCUCGGCCAACUCUGGUCGUGCAGGCCUGCCGCUUGUCUCCGGGGCGAACGCAGCGACGAACGCAGCGGUAACCAGCCGAUGUCUCCCCAGCCCGUUGGCCCAAACAUACCUGCCCAGCUCAGCCGCGUCGCAACGACCCGACGAUUCCCAGAAGAGCCGGCCAUGGAGUUCGGCCUCUGCCUGUGGUCGCUUGGCGGCGCAGGCGGCGAGCUAUGACUGCUGCCGCGUGCGCACGGCGCCAUCGGCCGCCGCGCACCGUGCAUGCGAUUCUCGCACAGUCCAGCUGACGGAGAUGUCGUCGAGAACCCAUGCUCCUGCUGUGUCGAUGAGCGUCACUGCUGCCAAAAAAUACCAGGAGCAGCAGCGACGACAGCAGCAGCAGCAGACGCUAAAUACGGACCCGGUGAAAUCGGUGUUCGCUUGGGCUGCUGAGCAGAGAAUAGCGUCCCGGAGGGCACAGAGGGCUCAGCAGUGAGUGGGUGGGGCCCCAUCCUAGUAGGAUGCGACUGAUGCUCUCAUUCCUCUCCACCUGUGGUCAAGCUUGCCUUGCAGCGAUUUCUGGGUCAAAUUGUUGUGCUGUAUCUCGACUCUCUGCACUCUGGUUCCGUGCCGCCGACAUUUGCUUACAUCCACAUUACUUGCUACAGUGAGGAGGGCCUGGUGGGAAUGGGCGAUUCGCUAGGAUUCGCCAGGACCAUCUUCACAACAGGUUGUUAGCUCCGUUACUAGCUGGAAUAAAAAUCUCUUUGUACCUACCUUAUGAAUUGCACAAUUGAU